CGCCAUGAAAUUAACUGCUAUGUACUUAAGGCAUAAUUCAAUCACAUAACCUCUAUUUAUUAGACAUUUAUAUCAGUGUAUUUUUUUCUUCUGUCUAAUGUACGAUUGGAUUAUUUCAAGUUAAUAUCUAAAAUAAUAUAUAUUUUCAAACUAUACGUGACAUCUAUAUUUUUGUACAAUAAUAUGUCAAAUUAAAUAAUAUUGAGUGAACCCGCCGCGGCCAUAAAUUAAAUUUGGAUUAGAAUGGUUCAUCAGCAUAUUAAAGUGUACGCGAGAAUAAAAAAGGAAUUGAAAGAUAAAUCUUCGGUAAUUUAUGAAGUCACCAAAACCAAAAAAGAAUAUGAAGAUCUGAUGUUCUAUCCAGGAACCAGCAGUUUUUUGAAUUCAUGCUGUGGAUUUAGGUUUUAUAAAGUUUUUAAUGUAGAUAGUGUACAAGCAGAGGUAUUUGAUACGGUUGCAAUACCUGUAAUUAGAAGCGUAAUUCAGGGAUUUAAUGGUACAAUAUUUGCAUAUGGUCAAACAGGCAGUGGUAAAACAUACAGUAUUACUGGUUCGCCAAAAAAUUAUGACGAAAGAGGUAUUAUUCCAAGAAGUAUACAGUAUAUAUUCAAACAUUACGAACACGUAUCCGAGAUACCUACUAUUUAUAUUUCUUAUAUGGAGAUAUACAAUGAAGUUGGAUAUGAUUUGCUGAGUACUAAACAAUCGAAAAUUUCAAAGAAUUUAGAUGAUUUUCCUCGAGUUACUCUUUUUGAAGAUAAAAAAGGAGAUGCACAUAUUCGAAAUUUGAAUGUUUUCCCAGUUACUACUGAACAAGAAGCUAUGAGGUUUUUAUUUUUAGGAGAUACCCAUAGGACGAUUGCAGAAACUGUUUCUAAUGAGUUUUCGUCAAGAUCUCAUUGCAUAUUCACUCUUUACAUCAAUUUGCGAGACAGCAAUUCUGUACAAUUAAGAUCUUCGAAGCUGCAUUUGGUGGAUCUGGCUGGGUCUGAACGAAUUUCCAAAACUCACACAAAGGGUUAUUGCUUACAAGAAGCGAAGUCAAUCAACUUAUCCCUUCAUUUUUUACAGCAAGUAAUCUUAGCAUUAUCAGAAUCUAACAGGACUCACAUUCCUUAUAGGAACAGUAUGUUGACUCACAUUUUAAAGGAUUCUUUAAAUGGAAAUUGCAUUACUAGUAUGUUGGCUACAUUGUCAAUUUCGCAGUCUAAUAUAGAGGAAUCAAUAAGUACCUGUCGAUUUGCUCAAAAAGUUUCUAUGAUAUCCACGGAUCCUAUCAUCAAUGUCUUAGAUCCACAAAAAGAAAUUCAUUUUUUAAAACUCAAAAUCGAAGACUUAGAAAAGAAGCUGUCUUUAGCUACAGGAUUUUCUAAUUGUAAGCCAUUAAGUAAGCAAAAAAUGGAACAAUAUAUAAUAGAAGUGAAAUCUUUUGUUGGUUCAGACAAAAAAUUGAUAACAGUUGCACCUGAUAUGUCGGAAAUUCAAUUUUGUUUCAAUUUAUUGAAAAAUGAAGUUGAAAACAAAAAGAGGAAAUGCGUUCAGUUAGAGGAUUCUUUGGUGAAGAAGACAGAAGGGAUAUCUAUGCUAAACGACGAGUUACUGAAAAAAGAUAAAGAAAUUUUGCAGUUGAAAAAUAUUAUAGACAGAAUACCAGAAACUCCAGUUCCGUUAAGUACAAUAGACGGACGAAGUACUAUAUCUUCUAUAGAUUCGUUGAAUCAUAAAAUGCAAUAUCUAAGUAUAGAAGACGAGAGAAUUUUAUAUGAAAAGUUUAUGUCAUGUCCAGAAAUAUCCAGUGAAUUGAUAUUCUAUAAAAACGCAUUGGAAAAGCAAUUUAGGGAAGCUAAAUUAUGCGCAGAAACCAUAGAAAAUUGUCAAAAGCAGAUAAAUUUCAUAAAGCAACAAUUAGAUUUACCUUUAAGUUGGAUUGAAAGAAAUCAAUUGAUACCGGAACUUGAAAAGCAGCAAACCAUUUACAAAAAAACAUUGAUGGAUAUUAAGAAUAUCCAAAGUGAAACAGCCCAUUUACAAUCUGGUCUUAAACAAGCAGAAGUUAAAUCCCAACAUAAAUUCAAAGUAUGGAUACAAGAGUGGAGUAAUAAUAAAAACCCUCGAAACGACUUUACCGACCGAAACUCAAAAGAAAUCUCUUAUUUUUCCAAUGCUUCAAGUGAUUAUAAAUUUUUGAAUAAUUAUUUAGGGACUCAUGAAUAUAUGGACAAAAUUAGGAAUAUGAAUACAUUAAAUUUAAAUUCAUUUGAUAAUAGCAACGAUUUUCUAAAUAAACAUUAUUGUUAUAACUCUGACACGGAAACUAAUGAUGUUCCUUCUCUAUCCUGUUUAAAGAAGGACGUUUACUUAAAGCCUAACGCCUUAUCAUUUAUUAGUGAACAUGCAUGUUGUAGUACCAAUUGUAUCCAUUGCUGUGAACAUUUUAAUUCAGAUUCUACUCUACCUCAGUCUUGUUUGGCACCAUCAUCAGAAGAUUUAGUUGCAACCAAAGAUUCGAAUGGAGAUAAAGACAUUUCUGGAGAUUCAGUUUGCAGAAAAGAAUCUAUUCCAUCCAUAAUUACGUUGAAAAGUGGAGGAUGUACUUCAGAUGAAGAUUUAUUUUCAAUUAAAAAAUCACUGUUGUCAGUUAAAGAAGACGACGAAAUAGUCGGUGAUCAUACAUAUAGAAAAGUAGCACCUGAGAAAGAUGUUGAUACCUAUAAUGGGAUUGAGAAAUAUUUAAUGGAAACAGAUACUCUAGAAUUUAGAGAAUUCAUGAAAAGCGUUGCUCUUACCGGUAUAGACGAAAUUGACAAUGAAAUUUUUUGUUUUUAUAGAAGUAAAUUUUGUUAAUAAAUGUUAAUAUAUGAUAGUUAUCAUACAUUGGAACAUUUUUCACAUAAUUAUAGUGAUUUAAAUUCGUUAACAAAAGUGGAUGUUUGUUUAUCGGUAUGACUUUGAAAGCGCUAUAAAUCUUAGUGAAUUAAAAGACAAAAAGAAAA
Messenger RNA from Diorhabda sublineata, 2993 nucleotides. Its product is annotated as kinesin-like protein KIF6. Lineage: Eukaryota; Metazoa; Arthropoda; Insecta; Coleoptera; Chrysomelidae. Gene Ontology annotation, biological process: microtubule-based movement. The transcript has 12 exons. The coding region runs from base 244 to 2844 and encodes 866 amino acids. Gene Ontology annotation, cellular component: microtubule; kinesin complex. The record is from RefSeq and is a predicted model, not a curated record. Gene Ontology annotation, molecular function: ATP hydrolysis activity; microtubule binding; microtubule motor activity.